This is a messenger RNA of Closterium sp. NIES-65, 1509 nucleotides long. The record is from the annotation of a GenBank genome assembly. NCBI's taxonomy places the organism in Eukaryota, Viridiplantae, Streptophyta, Zygnematophyceae, Desmidiales, Closteriaceae.
AUGCCACGUGUCCCCCGCAGGCUGCGCCACCGUGGACCCGACUGGAGCGUACACACGUUCGGCAAUAACUUCCUCGCGCACGAACGGCUAGCCGACAUCGACCCGGCGUCCGGCCACCGGCCGUUACGCAAAGAGGACGGCAACAUCGUGGUGGCCGUCAACGGCGAGAUCUACAACUACCAGCAGCUGAGGGACGAGCUGCAGCAUCGCCACACGUUCAACACUGGCAGCGAUUGCGAAGUCAUCGCGCGUCUCUAUGAAGACGUGGGCGUUGCGGUGGUUCAGAAGCUGGACGGAAUCUUCGCGUUCGUGCUGCUCAACACAAAGGACGGCUCGUACAUCGCGGUGCGGGAUCCCAUCGGCGUGUGUCCGCUUUACAUCGGCUGGGGUCGUGACGGCUCCCUGUGGUUCGCCUCUGAAAUGAAGGCUGUUAAAGACGACUGCGAGCAAUUCGAGACGUUCCCGCCGGGCAGUGUCUCCUCCAGCAAAGCCAAAAUGCCCCGUCGCUGGUACAACCCCGCGUGGUACGACGAGCACAUCCCCUCGGCGCGCCCCGCGUGGUACGACGAGCACAUCCCCUCAGCGCCGUACGAUCCGAUCGCGCUGCGCGCCGCGUUUGAGAAGGCCGUCGUGAAGCGGCUGAUGACGGACGUGCCGUUCGGCGUGCUUCUAUCGGGGGGCCUCGACUCAUCGCUCGUCGCCGCCGUCGCGCAGAGCCAUUUGGGGGAGCAGUGGGGGCCGCAACUCCACUCCUACUGCAUUGGCCUCGAGGACGCCCCUGACCUGCGGGCAGCGAGAGAAGUCGCGGAUUUCAUCGGCACAAACCACCACGAGCUACACUUCACUGUACAAGAGGGCAUAGACGCGGUUUCCGAAGUGAUUUACCACACGGAAACCUUCGACGUCGCCACAAUCCGCGCCAGCACGCCCAUGUUUCUGCUGAGCCGCAAGAUUAAGGCGCUGGGGGUGAAGAUGGUGCUAUCUGGGGAAGGUAGCGACGAGGUGUUUGGGGGUUACCUGUACUUUCACAAGGCGCCCAGCAAGGAGGACUUUCACCGGGAGACAUGUCAUAAGCUCAAGGCACUUCACAUGUAUGAUUGCGUGAGGGCCAAGAAGGCCACGUCAGCAUGGGGGCUGGAGGUGCGGGUACCCUUUCUGGAUAAGGAGUCCCUUGACGUGGCAAUGAGCAUUGAUCCUCAGUAUAAGAUGAUUCGCAAAAGGGACAGGCGCAUUGGGAAGUGGCACAUCCUCUACCGCCAAAAGGAGCAGUUUUCCGAUGGGGUGGGGUACAGCUGGAUAGACGGGCUCAAGGCGCAUGCAGAGCGGAUGGUGUCGGACCAGCACUUCCCCCAGCGCUCUGCUCGUCUGACUGUCCCUGCAGGUCCCAGUGUUGCCUGUAGCACGGCGGCAGGUGCAGCAUGGGAUGCUGCCUGGCAGGACAACCUGGACCCCUCUGGCCGUGCUGCUCUGGGUGUGCAUGCUGCUGCUUUUGAAACCCGAGGUCCAUAG